Naegleria gruberi is the source of this 2235-nucleotide messenger RNA. RefSeq lists its product as uncharacterized. The transcript is spliced from 2 exons. The record is from RefSeq and is a predicted model, not a curated record. Gene Ontology annotation, biological process: outer dynein arm assembly; cilium movement. The coding region runs from base 1 to 2199 and encodes 732 amino acids. Gene Ontology annotation, cellular component: outer dynein arm. Gene Ontology annotation, molecular function: dynein light chain binding; dynein heavy chain binding. NCBI's taxonomy places the organism in Eukaryota, Heterolobosea, Eutetramitea, Acrasida, Naegleriidae.
AUGAAAAAAGCAACAGCCCCACAAGCAGCUAAAAAGACCAUUCCAAGCAAUGAUAAAGCUGCUAAUGCAAAUGUUGGAAGAAGACCUGAGGCUCAAGGAAGUUUUGAUGAACCACCUUCAUCUCAUUUUGGAGGACAAUUAAGUAAGAAAGUCCAUAAAAUUGAUGAUCAAAUAGCUCUUAGUGAAGAGGAAUUAAAUCAGGAAGUUGAUAGAAUUUUGGAAGGAACAAAUCCUAAUGCUCCAGAAAAUAUUGUAAGAUUUAACCACGAAGAUAGAACAUUUAAAUUCGAUCACACGGUGGAACAAGCAGCUUUCCACUUUGCCGAUGAUGGUUUCCUUAUUUUGAAAGAUGGUACCGAAGCAAAACUUCAAAAGGAAGAAAAUGAACUAAGAAGAGAAUUAUUAAAAAAGAAGCUCAAAGAACAAGCCGAUGUGGAAACUGACGGUAUGGGGGCUGAAGAUAUUUUACAAAAGAAGGAUGUUUUGAGAAAUCAAUUCAACUAUUCCGACAGAGAAGUACAAACAUUCAACUAUCCAAUGAAGGAAAUGGAAAUCAUGACAGAACCUCCAGCAGCAGAACUUUUCGAAAUUACAGCUACACAAUGGGAAAUUCAUGAUUUCUAUCAACAGCACUUUGAAGAAUUAAAGAAACAAAGCGGAAAAUCAUCAGGAAAAUCAAAGAAGCCUCUUAGAGCCAAGACACCUCAAGAAAUUAUUCACACAAAGGAAAUGAGCUCAACCUUAAAACUUAUGGAAAGAAUGCUAAAUCAAAAUUCUAUGGAAGAAAUUCUUCACGAUUACAAAUACUGGGAUGAUCCUUCGGAUGAUGUUGUGGAAGAUAAAAAGAGAAGAACUGAAGGUUCUCUCUUGCCACUUUGGAGAUUCCCUUAUCCAGAAAAGAAGAAAAUGUCUGUCACUGGUGUUUGUUGGAAUCCUAAAUAUUCUGAUCUAUUUGCAGUCAGUUAUGGUAGUUACAACUUUUUGAAACAAGCAGGUGGUUUGGUCUGUAUCUAUACAUUGAAAAAUCCAGGUGUUCCAGAAUAUUCUUUCCAUACUGAAUCAGGCGCAAUGUGUUUGGAUUUCCAUCCUAAACAUCCAUCUCUUCUUGCUGUUGGUUUAUAUGAUGGUACUUGUAUGAUUUUCGAUAUUAGACAAAAGGAUACAAAGCCACUCAUCUAUUCAACAGUUAAAAAUGGUAAACACAAUGGUGUUGUGUGGCAACUCAAGUGGGAAACUGAAAGUCUUUCAUCAUCUCUUUCAGUAUUCUCUGUCAGUAGUGACGGUAGAGUUACUAAUUGGACUCUUUCAAAGAAUGAAUUGCAAUAUACCGACAUUAUGCAUUUGAAAGUUGAAGCUCUGUCAGCAACUUUUGAUGGAGAAAAAUCCUUCUCAACAAAUGCGUCUUUCACACAAAUGAAUCCUUCAAAGAUUACGGAAGACUUUUUGGUAGCCUAUUCUGGUGGUACCUGCUUUGACUUUAAUCCAAAACAUCCACACUUGUUUGUUGUUGGUACUGAGGAAGGUAAAAUUCACUUAUGCUCCAAAGCUUACAACUCUCAAUAUCUCAGAACAUAUGAAGGUCACCACAUGAAUGUGUAUAGUGUCAAGUGGAAUCAUUUCCACUCUAACGUUUUCCUUUCAGCUAGUGCUGACUGGAAUGUCAAACUCUGGGAUAUGAAUCAUGCUCAACCAUUAAUGACAUUCGAUCUAGGCAGUGGUGUUGGCGGUGUCGAUUGGGCUCCAUACUCUUCCACUAUUUUUGCAGCUGUCACUGAUGACGGUAGAGUUCAAGUUUAUGAUUUAAGUAUUAACAAGAGAGACUCUCUUACAGAUGCUUGUUCGUUGAUUGUGAAAAAGGCCAAACUUACCCACGUUCAAUUCAAUCCGAUUACUUCAGCUGAUUAUCUGUAUGACAGUUCCUUCUUUGACAGUAAGAACCCACAAGCUCAACAAAAAGCUGUUGAAGCUUUACACAAGAUGAGCUUCUGUCUUUUGGUUGGUGAUGACAAGGGUCUCGUACAGACAUUAAAGCUUUCUCCAAAUCUUAGACGACCUCCAGAAAAUAAGGAUAAAGACAGUGGAAACACUGCUGGCAAAAAAACAGAAAACGGAUCUCUCAAAACUGUUGCACAAUGUGAAGUUGACAAGCUUCAAGCCAUUCUGGAUGUUGCACUUAAAGGACAACAAGAGCAGCAAUAAUUCUUUGUAUAUAAAUAAACUAAGACCACUAUUAUU